UGUUACAGGGGAACAACAGGGGAAAUUGUAGAGGUCGAGAAUGGGUAUCGAGAGCGUUUUAGCGGGAGGCUUGACCUCGGCGACGACCGGGCUCUCGUGGUUCUUUCCAGUGUUGGCGGCAGCGCUCGUGUACUUCCAGUACGAAGUGAUGGACAGCGAAGCGCCGCCAAUUAAUAUACCGUCCGAAGUUCUGCUUCCAUCCUACGACUUCAUCGUGAUAGGAUCCGGCUCUGCAGGAGCUGUUGUCGCGAGCCGGCUCUCCGAGAUAGAAAACUGGAACGUUCUUCUUUUGGAAGCUGGGGGCGAUGAAACGGAAAUCUCGGAUGUCCCUCUACUCGCCGGCUAUCUGCAACUCAGCCAACUCGACUGGCAAUACAAAACAGAGCCCGAAGCAGGCGCCUGUCUAGCGAUGGAGCAGGGUCGCUGCAACUGGCCGCGCGGCAAGGUGAUCGGCGGCAGCAGCGUCCUGAACUACAUGCUGUACCUCCGCGGGAACAAGAAGGACUACGACACCUGGGAGCAGCAGGGCAACCCAGGCUGGGGGUCGAGGGACGUGCUCUACUACUUCAAGAAGUCCGAGGACAACCAGAACCCGUACUUGACGCGUACGCCGUAUCACGGCACCGGAGGCUACCUGACCGUCCAGGAAGCCCCGUGGCACACUCCUCUGGCCGCAGCUUUCGUGCAAGCCGGCCAGGAGAUGGGCUACGAGAACAGGGACAUAAACGGCGAGAAGCACACGGGCUUCAUGAUCGCCCAGGGAACGAUCAGGCGAGGCAGCCGCUGCUCGACGGCGAAAGCCUUCCUCAGGCCAGCCAGGCUGCGCAAGAACCUGCACGUGGCGAUGCACGCGCACGCGACGAAGAUCCUGAUAGACCCCAAGUCGAAGAGGACGUACGGCGUGGAGUUCGUCAGGGACGAGAAGGUGUUCCGCAUCAGAGCUAGGAAGGAGGUGGUCGUGUCCGGCGGGUCCGUCAACUCCCCGCAGUUGCUGAUGCUGUCCGGCAUCGGGCCCAGAGAGGAGCUGCAGCGACACGGCAUCCCGGUGAUCCAGGACCUCCGGGUGGGCUACAACCUGCAGGACCACGUCGGUCUAGGCGGCUUGACCUUCAUGGUGAACAAGGAAGUCUCCAUGGUGGAGAAGAGACUGCACAAUGUUCAGUCGGUGAUACAGUACGCUGUCUUCGGCGACGGUCCGCUGACGGUGCUAGGAGGCGUCGAAGGCUUGGCCUUCGUCAAUACCAAGUACGUGAACGCGUCCGACGACUUCCCCGACAUCGAGCUGCACUUUAUAUCCGGCUCGACGAAUUCCGACGGCGGCAGGCAGAUCAGGAAGGUCCACGGGCUGACCAAGAGGUUCUAUGAUGCUGUCUUCGGGUCCAUCAGCGACAAGGACGUCUGGAGCGUGAUACCCAUGCUGCUCAGGCCGAAGAGCAAGGGACUCAUCAAGCUGCGCAGCAAGAAUCCCUUCGACCAUCCUCUGAUUUACCCGAAUUACUUCAAGGAAACCGAGGAUAUCGCCACUUUGGUCGAAGGCGUGAAGAUAGGCGUCGCUCUGAGCAGGACCGCCGCGUUCAGGAGGUUCGGCAGCGAGCUGAACUCGAAGCAGUUCCCCGGCUGCAAGCACAUCCCGAUGUACAGCGACCCCUAUUGGGAGUGCAUGAUCAGGCAUUACUCGGCCACGAUUUAUCAUCCGGUGGGCACGUGCAAGAUGGGUCCCUACUGGGACCCCGAGGCCGUGGUGGAUCCUCAGCUGAGGGUGUACGGGGUCAGCGGACUCCGAGUGAUCGACGCGUCGAUUAUGCCGAAUCUCGUCAGCGGGAACACCAACGCGCCGGUCAUUAUGAUCGGGGAGAAAGGCUCCGAUAUGAUCAAGGAGUUCUGGAUGAAGAGGCGGGGCCGAGGCUGAGUGAUCGUUGCGGACUUUCGAUGGUUAGAUUCGAGGGGGAUCGGAGUUCUCGGGAAAAUCGAGACGAUGAUCCUCGGGGAGAUUGUGUCGCGUGAUUGAAUGUUCUGUAAAUAUCGAGUAACGCUGGGAAAGUUAAUUGUUAGUUAACCCUUUGCGGUCCGAGGUGCUGUUGGUUUCUCACUUUGAGGUUCACGUCGACGUUAGUCCAUUCGAUAAUGGCUUGAUAUGACGCAUUUAUUUAUUCAACAAUAUUUGGGAGUCAUUGAAAUUACCUUUAAACCUUUGCGGAGGAAGACUCUUUAAGGUAGACAAAGCUUGGAACAUUGAAGCUAAAUUAUACAUCGAAUGCUUAAACAACAGUAAAAAGGGAUCUAUACACUGAUCACUUGCUAUUCAAGUAAUUAAGUCAUUCGGUUGCAACUUAGUAUUCCAAAUGUGAACGUUUCAUCUGAUCGAAAUAUCGACAUUCGUCCGCAAUGGGUUAAAUGGUACAAUUUUGACACUACAAAUAUAGAAAAAAUUGUUAAAACAGGUAGAGGUUGUAAUAUAAUAGAAUGUCGAGUCUGACAUUGGACUGCUAAGGGUUAAGGAUCGUGGGGGAUGGGUGAGUUCGAGGAUUUAGCGAUGAUGGAGUGUCGAUGGCGGUUGAAGAUGGACAAUGUUAAGUUAAUGGAGCGCGAUGGGAAUGAUAUGGUUGAGGGGUUGGCUAACUUCGGCUCAAAAGUUUGGGAUCACUUUUGAUUGUAGUUUUUGGAAAGGAGCAUGGAGAAUGAUCUUCGAAAUUCGAACAAAACAAUACAGAGCAACACAACUCCGAAACUGCUAAAAUCAACAAGCAAUUUCUCUCUAAGAUUUGUUCGUUGCUAUGUUAUGUUGCUUUUUAAUUACUUUGUCUUGUUGAUUUCUUAUUGGAGAAGAAGGGGGAUGACUGGUUUAACCGUUGCAUUUCCGUUGUUAAUAUUGAAGUUUCUUUCUUGUGGAAAAAGUGAACUUGAACUUUUGAGUUGUACUGUACAUUUGAAGCCAGAGAAAGUAGGGUAGAAUUAAACGACUUUCUUCGUGUGAAAAAAUUGUGUUUCUGAUGUCUGUAUGAUUCUAUAUUUUUUAUACGAAAUAUUUUAUAAUUUAAUGAAUCCCAUUUGUUAAGAUUUUAUUUUCUAUACUCAAUGUGUAUAUAGAAAAUUGUAAAUUAUGCUG
Molecule: messenger RNA, 3106 nt
Organism: Nomia melanderi (Alkali bee)
Lineage: Eukaryota; Metazoa; Arthropoda; Insecta; Hymenoptera; Halictidae
Product: glucose dehydrogenase [FAD, quinone]
Molecular function (GO): flavin adenine dinucleotide binding; oxidoreductase activity, acting on CH-OH group of donors
Source: RefSeq, a predicted model, not a curated record